GUAGUAGGAAAACGUAACAGAACCGACAGGAAGUGAGCCUUGUUACACACACAGAAAAAACAGUUAUUAAUAUUUAUACAGCGUGUUUCUCCCUCUUGCAAGUUGCAACAGUAUAAUGAUUUCUUGGCCCCGGGUUGUGUUGUUUGGGGACUCUAUUACCCAGUUUGCUUUUGAAGCUAAUGCAUGGGGAUCGCUACUUGCAAAUAAGCUUGUUAGGAAAUGUGAUGUGAUAAACAGAGGUCUCUCAGGUUACAAUACAAGAUGGGCUAAACUGAUACUUCCAAGGCUUAUUUCCAAAAAAUGUAACGAUCAGAAAACUUUGGCAGUGACUAUUUUCUUUGGAGCAAAUGAUAGUGCUUUAAAAGAAGACAAUCCCCAGCAGCAUGUACCACUUGAGGAAUACAUUGAAAAUUUAAAGUGUAUGAUAGAUUACCUGAAGACGAUAGAUAUUACUCAGGAUAAAAUUAUAUUGAUCACACCACCUCCUCUGUAUGAAAAAGACUGGGAGACGCAGUGUAUUAAUAAAGGAAAUAAACUGAAUCGGCUUAACUCUGUAACGGGUGUGUACGCUAAGGCCUGUGUUCAAACGGCUAAUGAAUGUGGAACAGAAGUUUUGGAUUUAUGGACAUUAAUGCAGAAAGAAAAUAAGGACUUUCAAGUAUAUCUUUCUGAUGGACUCCAUUUGUCAGAUGAAGGCAAUAAGUUCUUGGAGUCCCAUCUCUGGCAGAUCCUAGAGAAGAAGCUUUCUAGUCUGCAAUUUAUACUUCCGUACUGGAAUGAUGUGAACAACCUUGACCCACAGGCCUCUUUGCUCCAGGAAUCUGACUAAUAGACUAAGGUUGAUCCAGAAAUCUGAUAGCCUGGGUCCUACACUCCCAGUAUAUGCAGAUGCCUUAUGCACAAUGUGCUUUUCCAUACUUGUUUAAAUGAAAACAUUGUGAUAAUAAACAAGAUUUAACUAAUGGUUGAAAAUGAGCAGCCUAUGUUACAUAGAGUUGCAGUAGCUUUUCAUGAUUAAAAAGACAUUGAAGUGAAAGUCAAUCGUAGUGUUUGUGAAACGCUAGGAUUGACAAUUGGAACAAAUAAAGGGGACUUUCAUUCAUUAAGUAUCAAAUACUUCAUGCAGAACGCUCCUUUAUUUGUUUCAAGCGUUCGCCGCACUGAGCUGUUGAGGCAGUGAGUCCACGCCAGAUCGCUGUUUUGCUUGAGAGGUGACAUUUUCACCUUUAAGCCAAUAGCGUGUUGGAAAUCCGGCGCCACAAGUCAACAUAAGGAAUGCACUUAGUUGUGCAAGCACAUUAUAAAUAUGUUUUUAAAUGUCCUGACAGCCUGCACAACUAGGUGGUAUAGCCAUUGCUUGUCUCGCUUCAUAGACCGCUGGAGAGCAGACUCUUGGCACCCCUGCUUUGGGGCACUAAUCAUACAAAAUAAAUAACAAGGGUAAGUAUAUAUAAAAAAGGAUCCACAGAGGGCUAAAAUAUAUAUAUAUUGCUCCAAUGAUUUUAUUUUUUAAGUUUAGUGAACGUUUAAUGUUUGUAAUUUGAGAGAAUGUAUUUUUUUUCUGUUAGUUGAUCUCUUAUGGACCUGUAAUUCAGUUAUUUGGAGCAUUAAUUAAGCAAGGCAGUAGACAGAAUACUGAUAAAUUAAUACAACAAUGAGCUUAUUUUGAUUCACAAACAAAAGAAUGUAAUAUGUUUAUUUAAGCUUUAUUAUUUAGAUGCAAAUUACAGAAUGAACAAACCAUAAGCUUAAGCAGUGAAUUAUAUAAAACCUUUAUAAGACAUUGGGAUUUGACUUGCAGAUGUCAAAAUAAAUUCCGGCUUCCUUCUGUUUACUAAACUUAUUUGCUAAAUUGCAAGAAUUAAAAAAAAAUUAUAAAAAAAAAGCAGUCUUUACAAUAGGAAUUUUUUUUCAGUGGAAUUUAGCAAAGGCUAUGCAGAACCCUGUUUUACAUUCAGCUUUCAUAAAUGUAUAAAUAUAAAUUUAUAAAGUUGCAUUUGUUUUUAAUAAAAAGGAGUGCAAACAAGCACAUUUGUUAAAUGAUUCUAAAGUUUAAUAAAUGAAAACAUCAUUUUUAAAGCA
Molecule: messenger RNA, 2082 nt
Organism: Bombina bombina (fire-bellied toad)
Lineage: Eukaryota; Metazoa; Chordata; Amphibia; Anura; Bombinatoridae
Gene: IAH1
Product: isoamyl acetate hydrolyzing esterase 1 (putative)
Exons: 6
Coding region: 116-829 (237 amino acids)
Molecular function (GO): hydrolase activity, acting on ester bonds
Source: RefSeq, a predicted model, not a curated record